Bathycoccus prasinos is the source of this 648-nucleotide messenger RNA. Lineage: Eukaryota; Viridiplantae; Chlorophyta; Mamiellophyceae; Mamiellales; Bathycoccaceae. The record is from the annotation of a RefSeq genome assembly.
AUGAGUAAAGUAUAUAACUGGUUUAACGAACGUCUUGAAAUUCAGUCAAUUGCUGAUGACGUUACAAGUAAAUACGUACCACCACACGUAAACAUUUUUUACUGUUUAGGUGGAAUUACGCUCACUUGCUUUAUUGUGCAAGUAGCAACAGGAUUCGCAAUGACAUUCUACUACCGUCCAACAGUUGCUGAGGCAUUUGCUUCAGUACAGUUCAUUAUGACUGAAGUAAACUUCGGUUGGCUCAUUCGUUCUGUGCACCGUUGGUCAGCAAGUAUGAUGGUAUUAAUGAUGAUUUUACACGUGUUCCGUGUGUAUUUAACAGGUGGAUUCAAAAAGCCACGUGAACUUACAUGGGUAACUGGAGUAAUUCUUUCAGUAAUUACAGUAUCUUUCGGAGUAACUGGAUACUCACUUCCAUGGGACCAAGUUGGAUACUGGGCUGUUAAAAUUGUAACUGGUGUACCAGAUGCAAUUCCAGUAAUCGGAGGAUUCGUAGUAGAACUUCUUCGUGGAAGUGUUGGAGUUGGACAACCAACUCUUACACGUUUCUACAGUUUACACACAUUUGUACUCCCGCUUCUUGCAGCUGUAUUCAUGCUUAUGCACUUCCUUAUGAUUCGUAAGCAAGGAAUCUCAGGACCUCUUUAA